AUGGCCGAACCUUCGGAGGAAGCUAUCACGGAUUUUGUCAGCUUCACAGGCACCUCGCGCGAGCAAGCUAUCAGUUACUUGAAGGCGAACGAUCUCAAUUCCCAAAAAGCCAUCAAUGCGUACUUCGAGAACCCCGCCGGCCCUCAGCCAGAGGCCACGCAGUUCUUCGGUGGUCAGGAUAUUCCCUCUUUCAACAUCGAGAAUCCCGAGCCUGCUCCUAGCAGCAACUAUGUAGCACCUCCGUCACGGCCUCCUUCGCGCGUCAAUAUGCAGCCAACGCCUGAUGCGCCUAGAUAUGGCGAGAAGACAGAUCUAUCCGCUGCGAAUACAACGGAAAAUAAUACGGAAGGGUUGACUCUAGCGGAGCGAGAAGAGCGCGAUCUGCAGCAGGCGAUGGCAAUGUCUCUGGACCAAAGUUUUGGAGAACAAGAGAUAGGGGUUACGAGCAGUGCUGGGCCAAAUUUCGGGCCUGCAACGCGAGAUCACUAUGACUCGGGAGAGUGGGCCAUGACUCUCUUUAACCCCAGCUCCCGUGAAGCGAUCAUCAGCCCAGAUCCUCAUGACCGCGCACGGGUCAGCGAUGAGCCUGCUUUUCUUCGCCCGUCCCAAGAAGGCCUGCAUCUGGGAGGUCUCCUCACCAUUCUUCAUUCCAUUCCGCUGGCCAGGGAAGCGCUUCUGCUCCGGGAGAAGGUCUUGCCGGACUAUGGUUAUGACCCACAAUGGUGGAACGGACAACCUAUCAACACCCCCAAGAUUGUUUCACUUGACGAUGUCUAUAGCGAUGAUGAUGAUUGGGAUGACAUCCUGUACGAAACUCAGAGAUCAAUCGCCUUUCUGGAUUCCACAGAACGUGCGUUUGGGAGUGUCGAUGCCUUGGCGAGUUUCAGAUCAAUGUCGACAUACGGGCCUGACGCUGCUGUACCUAAAUUUCUGGAAACGUGGUCUGCAGCAGCGGAGCGCGCAUCUCCAGAGAAUAAAUUAACAACGGUUUUUUCUUCUCACGCAGUCAAGCAGUCACUUUCCGGCACAGAUACGCCGAUCGAGAGGAGUUUCGUUACGCUCGAAUGUUUUGAAGAGCCGGAACAAGGCCAGACGCUAUAUGAUGUCCUGGAUCGUACAGUAUGGGCCGACAGGCCGGGUGAAGAGCUUGACUACGUGUGGUUGGAACGUGUGGCUGAUGUCCUCACUAUCCGAUUGGAGAACCCUAAGCCGUCAGCUACAUCGCUUCAAGUGAAAAUACCUGCUACGUUUUACCCUGAUCGUUAUCUUCGUGCCUGCAGAGACAUUGCACGUGAAUUCCGCACCAGCCGGCUUGAAGCUUACAAGGAGAUUGCCAAGCUGGAAAAUGUCAUGGACCGAUUCACUGUCUCCAGGUCACUGGUCAACAAAGGCUUUACGUCGAAAGAGAUACUUGAGAAAGCAGCUGCGGCAGCAGUGUUGGCUCUACCUAAAAACCUCGCGAAUGGCGCCACAGGUGAUUCCUUGACACCGGAAGCGGCAAACGCAGAAGGCCAGCGACUUGCUAAUGAGCUACGCGCUAUAUCGGAAAAGAUUGAGCAGAAGCUGAAAGAGCUCGAAGUGCGAAGACAAAAUGCCUUAGAGACCCUCCGGGGUUAUUCCAAAACCCUUACCGAGCCUUCUGCCUCACCUGACGAACCACCUCAUUGUGAGUACACCUUGCGAGGUGUAUGCACAGAGCCGCAUAUAACAUAUGUUCUCAGACGGUGUGCGGAACGCCGUUCUGAGGAUCAAAUGGAUAUCGACAAGCCGCAGCAAGGGUGGCAGUGGUGGCGGAUCAGCUUUUCUACUGACGAUGCUAAGACACAACAGUCCGAAUCUAGUAAGAGUAAUGGCACGGGAAAGUACGUCGCACCGCCAAACACAGACGUUAUUGGUUACACCGCUCGCAAGGUUCGGGAAAUCGAGGUUCUCAGAGCAGCACGAGAAGAGUCGAAAAGCGUCUUGCUUGUUUAUGCAAACAGUAGCGCUGUCCAAUUUGGGGAGAGUCCAGCUCCAACCCCCCUUCAGGAAUUCGUCGAAAGGGACAACGAGUCCUUCGAGUUCGAGCUGAAGGAAGCGGAACGUGAAUUACAGGACGAGGGUCCAGAGGAUGGGCAACAAUCACCAUCGCAGGAGCAAACAGGGGAACAAACUAAAGAUGGACAAUCACUGUCCUUGACUCAGCCUGUUCCGGUUGACUCAGCGCCGGCCAACAGCGAGAAUUCUGCCGACUACGAGGCACCUAUGUCCGACCAGGGUACAGUUCAGGGACAGGAGAUGCAGGAAAAGGGAGGGGUGAGUCUAUUCACCCAGUCACUAUCCAGUAGUGGGCAGUAG
This is a messenger RNA of Paecilomyces variotii, 2337 nucleotides long. Its product is annotated as ubiquitin interaction motif protein. The record is from RefSeq and is a predicted model, not a curated record. The transcript is spliced from 7 exons. NCBI's taxonomy places the organism in Eukaryota, Fungi, Ascomycota, Eurotiomycetes, Eurotiales, Thermoascaceae. Gene Ontology annotation, molecular function: protein binding. Gene Ontology annotation, cellular component: cytosol; nucleus. Bases 1 to 2337 code for a protein of 778 amino acids. Gene Ontology annotation, biological process: protein deubiquitination.